Melanotaenia boesemani (Boeseman's rainbowfish) is the source of this 1413-nucleotide messenger RNA. Its product is annotated as lanosterol synthase-like. Gene Ontology annotation, cellular component: lipid droplet. Gene Ontology annotation, biological process: cholesterol biosynthetic process; triterpenoid biosynthetic process. NCBI's taxonomy places the organism in Eukaryota, Metazoa, Chordata, Actinopteri, Atheriniformes, Melanotaeniidae. The coding region runs from base 1 to 1413 and encodes 470 amino acids. The record is from RefSeq and is a predicted model, not a curated record. Gene Ontology annotation, molecular function: lanosterol synthase activity. The transcript is spliced from 12 exons.
AUGACGGAGGGGAUGUAUCUGCGGAGGCGAGGGGGUCCUCACAAGACCGAACCAGCCACAGAUCUGAGCCGCUGGAGGCUGACUAAUGUGGAGGGCAGGCAGACCUGGUGCUACGUGGAAGACCAGGACACCCCAGACAGAGAGCAGAGCAUGCUGGAAGCCCAUUCUCUAGGACUGGACACUAGUAAGUUUGUGGCCGACUCUCCUGCCGUCCACACUGCUGUGGAUGCUGCUGUGAAAGGAAUGAACUUCUACAGUCGCCUCCAAGGAGAGGAUGGCCACUGGGCAGGGGACUAUGGUGGACCUCUCAUCCUGCUCCCAGGUCUCCUCAUCACGUGUCACACGGCUAAGAUCCCUCUGCCUGAGGCCUGGAAAAAGGAGAUGGUGAGGUACCUGCGCUCGGUUCAGCUGCCAGAUGGAGGCUGGGGUCUACAUAUUGAAGAUAAGUCUACUGUGUUCGGCACUGCACUGAACUACACCUCAUUGAGGAUCCUGGGAGUGGAUCCUGAUGACCCAGAUAUGGUUCGUGGCAGGAACAACCUCCAGAGCAAAGGUGGUGCUGUUGGGAUUCCUUCACCGGGUAAAUUCUGGUUGUCUAUUUUAAACGUCUACAGCUGGGAGGGGAUGAACACAUUACUACCAGAGAUGUGGUUGUUCCCCACUUGGAUGCCAGCCCACCCCUCCACCCUGUGGUGUCACUGUCGUCAGGUCCUCCUCCCCAUGAGUUUCUGUUACGCUGUCAGGCUGACUGCAGAGGAAGACCUCCUGGUUUUCAGCCUCAGACAGGAGCUGUAUGUCCAGGAUUAUUCCACCAUUAACUGGCCUGCCCAGAGGAACAAUGUGGCAUCAUGUGACAUGUACACACCUCACAGCACACUGCUGACUUUCACCUACAUGGUUUUGAACGUGUACGAAGCUCACCACAGCACCACACUGAGAGAAAAGGCUGUUAAAGAGCUGUACGAACACAUUCAGGCUGAGGACCGCUUCACCAAAUAUAUCGGCAUUGCUCAUAUCUCCAAGACUAUCAAUAUGCUGGUUCACUGGCAUGUCGACGGUCCCUCCUCACCAGCUUUUCAGGAGCAUGUGUCCAGGAUCCCUGACUACCUCUGGUUGUUCUCUCUGCACCACCCAGUCAACUGCUCCACCUCAGCCCUGUAUGCAGACUCAUCCCCCCCCAGAGAUGAGUCCCUCACCUGUGGUGUUGUCAGCGGACUUGACAGUGGUGUUACUGUGUUGUGCAGAGGUGGAAUGCGAAAGUCCCAGGUCCCCCAGUUUACCCACCAGUUUAUGAGGGAGGAUGGUAUUGAACGAGGAGCUGUAAUCCACAAAGAGCAUCCGUGUGUAGUUCCCCGCUGCUCCAGUUGGAGCGCUGUGGCUACAGCAUCCUCCGUCGAACUCUUCGCCCUGUAG